This is a messenger RNA of Caenorhabditis briggsae, 828 nucleotides long. The record is from RefSeq and is a predicted model, not a curated record. The coding region runs from base 1 to 828 and encodes 275 amino acids. NCBI's taxonomy places the organism in Eukaryota, Metazoa, Nematoda, Chromadorea, Rhabditida, Rhabditidae. Gene Ontology annotation, biological process: embryo development. The transcript is spliced from 3 exons. Gene Ontology annotation, molecular function: protein binding.
AUGCCAUUAUCUCUACUUGGUUUUCCAACCGACCUUCAAAAUGAUAUACUCAAGGAAAUGAAUAUUGAAGAGCAAUUCAAUCUCUCCCAAUGCUCGAAACGAAUCGGCUCCACUAUCAGAAACAUCACAAAACAGCAUUCGUAUUCUGCAGAAAUGCAAUUUUCAAAACGUUGUCUAAUCAAAUUUUAUCGAAAGAAUACGUUGAAGAAACACCUCUUCGAUAUUAAAAUUCUACCGAAAAGAAACAACGAAGGAGGGAAAACUUACAAUGCAAGGAAACUCAGGAAAGUUCUAGAAAAUGCAAAUAUCAUAUUCAAGGGAUUCGAUUUCCGUAUCACCAUCAAAGAAGAAUCUGGAGUUAGACCUACUAGCUUGGCCAUUAAAAAUUUGAAUUUGAAUUUGGACAAAAUAGAAUUCCGUCCCGCCCCUUGCUGUAAAUAUUCUGAUGUUACUGUAGAUCAUCUCAUGAAGUUCAAUUGCAAACAAAUAUUCACAAUGUGUGGCAAGAUUCCUCUUUACACUUUGUAUCCAUUCAUUCAGAAAUUCCUGAGAAGUGAUCGAAUGGAAACAGUGCUAUUCGAAGAAUGCAGGUGUCAAUUUAACGAUUUUCCUAUUCAAAACAUUCUUCGAGAUAUACCGUAUACCGAAGUUCGGCGUGUCGAAUUUUGGCCCAUACGUUGGCUUCACAAAAAUUUCCCAGUUGGAUAUCGACUGACGAAGAACAACGGGACAACGGUGAUUUUGGCGAUUGGAGGAUCCAACUUCGUUAUGAGUGCUCAUGGUAUAAACUACUUUGAUCCAGAAAGACAACAAGUAGUUCGAUCUUGA